GAUGAGCUUGCUGGCAGCGCCCACUACUCCAGAGCCAGCCGGUAUUUAUCCGCCUCCAGAACGCAGAUCCGAGAACCAGCCAAUGGGGACGGAGCACCGCGGAGGUUUUCCGCUUUCUCCGAAGUUCUUGACAGAUCCGACUUUAGAUUGAGAGAAUUCAAAAUGGCUGCUACAGGUUCUAAAUAAAGGGCUCAUGUGGACCCCGAAGUGCAUGAAGCUCUCCUGAGGACUCAGUGUCUUGUUGCUGUGCCCCCCUCCCCCCUUCCCCCAGCUCCUCCUGCCAUCAUGUCCUCCACCUCUUCCUCGUACUCCUCCUCAGGGGAGACCAGUCCAGAGGAUGUACCCCGAGGUGGGGGUACAAUUCGUGUCUACCUCCCCAACAAACAGAGGACAGUGGUUAAUGUCCGCCAGGGACAGACUGUGUACGAGAGUCUAAAUAAAGCCCUCAAAGUGAGAGGCUUAAGCCAAGACUGCUGUGCUGUGUUUCGCCUCCUGGAGGGUCGUAAGAGACUGACAGACUGGGACACAGACAUCACUCCUCUGGUUGGAGAGGAGCUUUUAGUCGAGGUCCUAGAUGAUAUUCCUCUCACAAUGCACAACUAUGUACGGAAAACGUUUUUCAAGCUGGCUUACUGUGAUUUCUGCCACAAGUUUCUUUUUAAUGGCUUCAGAUGUCAGACUUGUGGCUACAAAUUCCACCAGCACUGCAGCAGCAAGGUUCCCACAGUGUGUGUUGACAUGGACACAGUGAGCAAAAGGUGUGAUCACAGUUCGGCCGAUGACUUUCCUCAGAUACUAGUGCCAGACCACUCCCCCUCACAGAGCAACCUCGCCUUAACCCCGGAGCCUGCCGGAAUGAACCUCCUGUCCCCGCCCUCUACCUUCCACUUUCCCAUAUCAGGUGGAGACGGCCAGUCCCUGCAGAGGCAUCGCUCCACCUCCACUCCCAACGUGCACAUGGUCAGCACAGUGGACGCCGCAAGUGUCAGCAUCAUUGAGGAAGCACUGAAAUUCGCUACUAUAGGUCCUGAGCCCUCACCGAAACCCUCCACCAGCCCACCUUCCACCCUCGGCUCCCCUGGGAGGAAGCCACCGAAGUCUCCCUCUGAGCACAAGGAGCGCAAACAGAGCUCAUCUGAUGAAAAAAAAAAAGUGCACCGAGGAGGCUAUAGGGACUCGAGUUACUACUGGGAGGUCCACUCGAAAGAAGUCAACAUCCAGAAGAGAAUAGGUACCGGCUCCUUUGGAACAGUCUUUAAGGGCAAGUGGCAUGGAGACGUGGCAAUCAAGAUCCUUAAAGUUAAAGAGCCGACACCUGAGCAGUUACAGGCUUUCAAAAAUGAAAUGCAGGUUUUACGAAAAACCCGCCACGUCAACAUCCUGCUGUUCAUGGGCUACAUGACUAAGCCCAACUUUGCCAUUAUCACACAGUGGUGUGAAGGCAGCAGCUUGUACCGCCAUCUGCAUGUGACGGAAACCAAGUUUGACACUAUGCGUCGCAUUGACGUGGCCAGACAGACGGCCCAGGGCAUGGAUUAUCUUCACGCAAAGAACAUCAUUCAUCGAGAUCUGAAGUCAAACAAUAUUUUCCUCCACGAGGGCUGGACGGUGAAGAUCGGCGAUUUCGGCUUGGCCACGGUGAAGUCUCGGUGGAGCGGCUCCCAGCAGGUGGAGCAGCCCAGCGGAUCCAUUCUGUGGAUGGCCCCAGAGGUGAUCCGGAUGCAGGACAGCAACCCGUACACCUUCCAGUCGGACGUGUACGGCUACGGCGUGGUGCUGUUCGAGCUCAUGUCAGGAACCCUGCCCUACUCCAAUAUCAACAACAGAGACCAGAUAAUCUUCAUGGUCGGCCGCGGUUACUUGUCUCCGGAUCUCACUAAACUGUCCAGUACCUCACCCAAGUCCAUGAAAAGGCUCAUCGUCGACUGUCUGAAGUUCAAGCGUGAUGAGAGGCCCCUGUUCCCACAGAUCCUGGUGGCCAUCGAGCAGGUGCAGGACCUGCUGCCAAAAAUCGAGCGGAGCCGCUCGGAGCCGUCGCUCCAUCGGGCCGUCCACGCCGAGGACCUGAACCCGCUCCUGUUUCACACCACCAGGCUGAUGCCCCUGUAAGCCCCCAGCUGGGGUGGGGGGGGUGGGGGCUGUCACCAAAACCACUGCAUUCCUGUGCCUGAGAGGCCACAGCUGGCUGUAACCACAGACCCCCACCCCCGGCCUCCUCUCCAUCCACCCAGAGAUUCAGGACUCGGACAGAGUCGGAUCAGCGGUAACCUGCUUAAUCUGAUCAUCGCCCCUCUUUUCCUUCAAACUAAGACCUGGCGGGGGGUUGUGGUCAGAUACAUACCGUACCGGUCAGCUGAGCUAGUCCAGGUUGACUUAUGUUGCUUUGUUUAUUGGUUGUUUUUUGUUUUGUUUUUCUACACACUGGUUGUCUGGAAGGUUCCACGGUUAUUUAGAGGAAAAUAGGAAUUUUUUUUUUCCUCUCAUUUCUGACAAUUGUGUUGGCCGUUCUCAGCUGGAAACGGUCAGAAAGCUGAGGAGCACGGUGGCUGAGGAGCACGGUGGCCGACGCGCCAGAACUCUAAACGAUCCGAAACAGCCAGAAAGCCGCCGGCCCGAGUCUCGCCAUCAGCUCUCUGACUUUUUCCACACGACGCAGCGUCACUGAGACCGUGUUUAGAAACAAGUCUUAAUAGGAACCCCCAGUCUUGUAGAGUUUUUACUAUUUUUUGGAAACAUUUCCACGUCCCAGGACUCUAACUAGAUCAGACGUAUAGAUGUGAGAUGACGCUCAGGCUUUCAGAGACACAGAGCUGUGCCGAGAGGCGGAGGACAAAGGAAAAAUAGAGAUUUACCUUUUAUUAAACACUUGCAAAAAAAAAAAAAAGGAAUGUUUUUCUUUUUUUUAUUCCUCAGAAGUGAGAAAUGCUUCUCUUAAAGGGGUCAGUUUCCCUAUGGGAGUUCUCAGUUCUGAAAACUGGUCUGUGGGUUCACAUCCAAAUGCAAACGCAGACAUUUAGACCUCUUUGUCCUCUGCUUGGUCAUAAACUUACCGAUUAGGACGCCUCCAGUUGUUGUGACCACUUUUUUCGUAAGUCCCCAAUAAGUUUAUAUCAGUAGAGCUGGGGGCGUCUUUGAUCAACUAAAAGCCACAGAAUGGUUUCAAAGACAAAAACGAUGGAUGUGACGUCCUUGUUUUUGCUUCAGGCUGCUAUAACUCAAGUUUAGCAGCGUCUGGCCUCAUCAUCAAGCCCUGGAGGGGCUAGUUGCCGGUGUUCUUUUCCAUUCUGGGCUGGAGAGAUUGGUUUUAAGUGACUAAAAAUGCGUGGCUAGGUUCGGACACCAGCAGGUGCUGGGCCGCGCUGGAAUCGGAUUGGUCCUCACAGCUGGUGGCCACCCAGAGCCUAUCAGAAAAAGGCCACGCCCCUCUCUACUGGAUUCCCCCCGUGCCUUAUUCCCGCGGGCUCAGUCCGCCUUCCUGUCCGUUAGGGACAGGUGGAGCGUGAGCCCGAUUCAAACGGUAAACUCCACGAUGCCGGUGGCCGCCGGAGGGUUUCUGCCGCCUCCGGCUACACGCCGGCUGGCCAGAAAAGAGCGAACGGUCCAAGUCCAGCCCUCGGACGUCCUGAACGAAUAGCCAGAAAUGUACGGGAGCGUUGGCGUCUCCUUCACAGCCUCUGCCGGCCGGAGCAGCCUGUCCCCUGAAGGCCGGAGUCUCCGUCUGUGUCCCGUUUCCCCCCGCGUCCUUCGGUGACGUUUUUCGGCCUGGCGUCUUCCUUCCUGCUCAAACGAGCGCGUUUGUAGAAAGAGUGUGCGCGUGUCCCUGCGCGAGGCCAGCCGGGCCUCCUCUCCACCGCCUGGGGAAGGUCCGAGGCUCCGGGUCUUUUCCUCACUCCCCUUUAAUGGCGGCUUAUUGUCCUGUAGGUGGCGUUAGCAUGACGACAAGGACGCUAACACGAGUCUUAGUGGUGUUUUUAGUACAACACUGAAGUGUAACGGGGCUGGGUACCCUAACUCUUCUUACUCAUUCCAGUUCUAGUGGUGAAUAAAUAGUGGCUCACGGGGUGGGGGGGGG
Messenger RNA from Menidia menidia (Atlantic silverside), 4072 nucleotides. Lineage: Eukaryota; Metazoa; Chordata; Actinopteri; Atheriniformes; Atherinopsidae. The record is from the annotation of a GenBank genome assembly.